AUGGCCGCCCUGGAAGUUCCAUUCGACGACGUGGUGCUUCACUGCGACUCCAAGAUCGUUCUGUGCUGGCUCAAGAAACCUCCAUCGGCACUGAAGCACCGAUGUGCUCUCCCGGGAGCGCUGCCGGAAGACCUGCUGGAGCACGAGCUUUGGGAGGACGGCGCACCUGAGUUGUGGGAACACCAGCUACCAGAGGACCUGUCCGAGCCGUUCGACGAGUCCCAACUACCAGAACUCAAGCCGGCGAUCGUCCUGACGGUCGUCAACCCGAAACCAGCGAUCGACUUUACGAGAUGCAGCAACUACCGACGACUGCAGCGGUCGUGGGUGUACGUCGAGCGCUACAUCAACCUGGCGGUGCACAAGCGGCGCGAAACAUCUGGCAUCUCGGCGGACGAGGUGGCCCGAGCAGAAAACCAUCCUUGCGGUGGUCCAAAACAACACUCGUGGUCCAAUCUGGCGCCGUUCCUUGGAGAGGACGGUCUCAUCCGAGUCGGUGGCCGUUUGAAGUAUUCAGCGAUACCCUACGACGGCAAGCAUCAGGUGCUCCUACCUGACGGCCACCACGUCACGAAGAUCCUGGUUCGCAAGCUGCACGAAGAGAACUUCCACGUUGGCCAAAACGGACUGUUGGCCAUCGUUCGCGAACGCUACUGGCCCUUGCGAGCAGGUCUGCUGAUCAAACAAGUCGUUACGAAGUGCCAAAUAUGUCGCAGACAGAACCCAAAGCCUGGUAGUCAGUUUAUGGGCAACCUACCAGGAUACCGGAUCAACCCCGCGCCACCUUUCUCCAAGGUGGGCAUCGACUACGCUGGUCCGUUCAUGCUGAAGACCGGAGGACGAGGAUCAAGGCUGCAGAAGGCGUACGUGGUCGUCUUCGUAUGCAUGGUGGUGAAGGCCAUCCAUUUCGAGCUCGUGACCAACCUCUCAACCGACAACUUCAUCGCCGCGCUGCAGCGAUUCGCUAGCCGACGUGGGCUCCCCAGCGACAUCCAUUCGGACAACGCCACUUGCUUCGCCGGUGGCAACAACGAGCUUGCAGCCCUUCGAGAACUGUUCAACAGUCAACUGCACAAGAACAAGCUGGAGGAAUUUUGCAGUCUCAAGGGCAUCCGCUGGCACUUCAUUCCACCGAGAAGCCCCCACUUCGGAGGGAUUUGGGAGGCAGGAGUGAAGUCCAUGAAACACCACAUGAAGCGGGUCGUCGGCGAGACCAAGCUCACGUACGAGGAGAUGACGACGUUCCUGGCACAGACGGAGGCCAUCCUCAACUCCCGGCCCCUGUGCCCGAUGUCUGAAGACCCGAACGAUUUGACGGUGCUGACGCCGUCGCACUUCCUGAUCAGCCGGUCUGGAGUGGCUCUACCGGAACCGUCGUACGCGGAUGAGAAAGUCGGACGUCUUAGCAGAUGGCAACACAUCCAGUACAUGCAGCAACAUUUUUGGAAAAGAUGGUCUGGCGAGUACCUCCAUCAGCUGCAAGGACGACCGAAGUGGAACGCUGGAGUCAAGGAGUUCAAGGUUGGUGAGCUGGUCCUGCUGAUCGACGAGAACUUGCCUCCGCAGCAGUGGCGGCGCGGACGGAUCGUCGCUACACACCCCGGAGAAGACGGCGCUGUCAGAGUGGUGACAGUGAAAACUGCAACGAGCGAGUUCAAGCGAGCAAUCACCAAGGUUGCUUUGAUGCCUUCGGUUGAGCCUGACGCCUCAACGGGGGGAGAAUGUUUGGGCACACUGCCCAAGGAAAAGUAG
Messenger RNA from Culex quinquefasciatus (southern house mosquito), 1752 nucleotides. RefSeq lists its product as uncharacterized. Gene Ontology annotation, molecular function: nucleic acid binding. NCBI's taxonomy places the organism in Eukaryota, Metazoa, Arthropoda, Insecta, Diptera, Culicidae. The transcript has 3 exons. The record is from RefSeq and is a predicted model, not a curated record. Bases 1 to 1752 code for a protein of 583 amino acids. Gene Ontology annotation, biological process: DNA integration.